AUGAUGGAGUCCUGUGAUUGUAUAGAUACGCAGUAUCCGCCGGAUGAACUUCUUGUCAAGUAUCAGUAUAUCUCGGAUGUUCUAAUUGCUCUUGCUUAUUUUUCGAUUCCGGUGGAGCUCAUCUAUUUUGUUCAAAAGUCUGCUUUCUUUCCGUAUAGAUGGGUGCUUAUGCAGUUUGGUGCUUUUAUUGUCCUCUGUGGAGCAACUCAUUUCAUAAACCUGUGGACUUUCUCUCCGCACUCCAAAGCUGUUGCUGUUGUCAUGACUAUUGCCAAAGUGUCAUGUGCUAUUGUGUCUUGUGCGACUGCUCUGAUGCUUGUGCACAUUAUUCCUGAUCUGUUGAGUGUUAAAACUCGUGAAUUGUUCCUCAAGAACAAGGCUGAGGAGCUUGAUAGGGAGAUGGGGCUUAUUCUUACUCAGGAAGAGACUGGAAGACAUGUUAGAAUGUUGACUCAUGAAAUUAGGAGCACACUUGACAGGCAUACAAUUUUGAAGACUACUCUUGUGGAGCUGGGGAGGACUUUAGGCUUGGAGGAAUGUGCAUUAUGGAUGCCUUCCAGAAAUGGUCUGAAUCUGCAACUUUCCCAUACCUUAACCUACCAUGUACAAGUUGGGUCUACAGUGCAAACAAACAAUCCUAUUGUCAAUGAAGUUUUCAAUAGUCCUCGAGCUAUACGGAUUCCACCCACCUGUCCACUGGCCCGGAUCAGACCUCUUGUGGGAAGAUAUGUGCCGCCUGAAGUUGUUGCUGUUCGGGUGCCGCUUCUAAAUUUGUCCAAUUUUCAAAUUAAUGACUGGCCCGAUAUGUCAGCCAAAAGCUAUGCAAUCAUGGUUCUCAUUCUCCCUACUGAUAGUGUUAGAAAAUGGCGAGACCAUGAGUUGGAACUUGUUGAUGUGGUAGCAGAUCAGGUAGCAGUUGCCCUUUCUCAUGCUGCUAUUUUGGAGGAAUCUAUGCGAGCCCGUGAUCAACUCAUGGAGCAGAAUCUUGCUUUAGAUUUGGCUCGGCAAGAGGCAGAGACGGCAAUUCAUGCUCGCAAUGAUUUUCUUGCUGUUAUGAAUCAUGAAAUGAGGACACCAAUGCAUGCAAUCAUAGCAUUGUCGUCGCUACUCUUGGAGACUGAGCUGACUCCGGAGCAGAGGGUUAUGAUAGAGACAGUGUUGAAGAGUAGUAACGUUUUGGCAACACUCAUUAAUGAUGUUCUAGAUCUUUCUCGACUUGAAGAUGGUAGCCUCGAAUUGGAAAUGGGAAAGUUCAACCUUCAUGGUGUUUUGGGAGAGAUUGUUGAACUGAUUAAGCCAAUAGCAUCUGUGAAAAAAUUACCUAUUACUUUAAUUCUGGCUCCUGAUCUGCCUACUCAUGCCAUUGGAGAUGAAAAGCGGCUAACACAAACACUUCUGAAUGUGGUGGGUAAUGCUGUCAAAUUCACCAAGGAGGGUUAUGUUUCUAUAAGAGCAUCUGUUGCAAAACCAGAAUCUUUGCAAGAUUGGCGACCUCCAGAGUUUUAUCCAACAUCAAGUGAUGGUCAUUUCUACAUACGAGUCCAGGUUAAGGACUCCGGAUGUGGGAUUCCCCCACAAGAUAUUCCUCAUCUCUUUACCAAGUUUGCUCAGUCUCGGAGUGGACCGGCUCGACCUAGCAAUGGUGCUGGCCUUGGGCUUGCUAUUUGUAAAAGAUUUGUAAACCUAAUGGGAGGUCACAUAUGGAUUGAGAGCGAGGGCCCUGGCAAAGGAAGCACAGCUACGUUUAUAGUCAAACUUGGGAUUUGCGGUAAUACAGAUCCAUCAGAUCAUCCGGCUACAAACAGAAGCCAAGCAUAUAGUGGAAGUGGCGGCCUGGCCAGAUUUAAACCCUUCAUCAAAGAUGAAGACGACACUGGUUUUUCAACUAGGCGCAAUCAAAGAAGUUUCUAG
Sphenostylis stenocarpa is the source of this 1911-nucleotide messenger RNA. Lineage: Eukaryota; Viridiplantae; Streptophyta; Magnoliopsida; Fabales; Fabaceae. The record is from the annotation of a GenBank genome assembly.